This is a messenger RNA of Pochonia chlamydosporia 170, 594 nucleotides long. RefSeq lists its product as hypothetical. Lineage: Eukaryota; Fungi; Ascomycota; Sordariomycetes; Hypocreales; Clavicipitaceae. The record is from RefSeq and is a predicted model, not a curated record. The transcript has a single exon. The coding region runs from base 1 to 594 and encodes 197 amino acids.
AUGCCGGACAAGCUGCCACCUCUCCCCGUAGCAGCCGACCACGCCGCCAUAUCGAACCGCCUCUCCAUGCUCUUCUCGGCGCGCUCAUCGCUCGUAAAAAAGCUCGUGCCGCCGUCGUCAACACCCCGAAACACAAGUCGUCAUGCUCGCCCCGCUGAAGACGAGGAUAUCUUGUUUGGACGGCCGGCGAACCAAGGCGUGGGGUAUGUGUCUGAUAAGCCGGAUACGAAGCCUCAGGAUAAGAUGCUGCGGGGGAAACUCUUGGGCAGAAGGAAAGUCGGGGGUGGGGAGUCGAGGUCCAAGGUGGUAGAGAGUGAGAGUGAUGAAGAGGAAGGGAGGGGGUCAUUGGGGAAGAGGAAGCGGCCGAGGAAGGAGAGGGGUAGGGCGUGUGAGGUUGGAGAUGGGGAUGAGCAUGUUGAAGCAGUGGAUGCAGAUAAGGACCGCGGUACUGGGCAUGGAGCUGAGGGUUAUGCUGUCACGGAGCCGCAAGAGAAGGAGUCACAAGUACAAGCAACGAGCACGUCCAAAAGGAGGAAGAAGGCAAAGAAGAAGAAGAACAAGGGCAAAGGCAAGGUCGAAGGAGGUAUGGAUUAG